GGCCGGCGAGGUGUGCAAACAAUAAUUCACACCCUUAAAGUAGUUGCUGAUGGUUUAGGGCCCCUCCACAAUCUGUCGGCAAUCAUGCCCGUGGGAGACGAAUCAAGUUCAUCAUUGUAACCACCCACAUGGAUACCAAGGUAGACAAAACUGCCAGCCAACCACGAAAAUGACAUCAACAAACAGUGCCCCUGGUCUAGUCCUACCGCCCACACCUCAACUCCCACUCCCAAAUACAACCGGGUACGUGGACCUACCCACCGGCAACGCUAUCUGGUAUGCCACAUUCGGCCCUAGCCUGGCCGACACUUUGGCGAACCAGAGAAUUCCCAUCAUAUUUCUCCAUGGCGCACUUGCCAACUCGGACUGGUGGGGCCACCAGAUCGACUUUCUCCUCCGCCACUUUGCCGACCACGGCGAGGACGCAACCACGCUCAUCGCCAUCGACCUGCGCUUCCUCGGCCGCUCCACCUAUGGCCUCUAUACCGGCGGCGGCAGCCAAGGAAACGACGAGUACAGCUUCCCCGUGACCUUUGCCCUGAAGACGGCCGACACCAUCGCGGUGCUCGACCACCUCGCCGUUCCGCGCGCCGCCGCCGUCGGCUGGAGCAACGGCGCCACCGUCCUCGUCGACGCCCUGAUCAAGCAGCCGGCGCGGUUCGAGCGCGUCCUGUUGCAUGCGGGCUUCUUUGACGCUGGCAGUUCGCUCUACCACUCUCCGCCGCCGCCGCCGCCUUCGUCGGCGUCGCCAGAGUACGAACCCCGUACCCUGGUCGAGAUGCUCCGCCUGUCCCAGAGGCCCGAACUCGUCCCCGCGGUCAGGGCCGCCUACGGCGCAGAGUACGCCAGGGAGCCGCACUGGGGCCCCGCGGACUUUGCGAGGAUCCCGCCGAGACGUGGAGGAGGUGAUGGUGGUGGUGGCCCGCUGGUGUGGUUCGUCGAGGGUCAGUGGGAGGAGGUAGUCGUCCGCGGGACCGCCGCCGUCAUGGCGAGUUGGCUUCCUGGCAGCGAGGCGGUAGUGUUAUCGGGGGUUAGUCACUAUGCGCAUCUGCAGGAUCCUGAACAAUUCAAUGCCGAGCUUCUACGCUUCUUGCGCGCCUGACCAAGGAAAAUUCUACAUAUACCGAGAGUAUCUGGUAAGUAAAAGGCGUGUGUCAGGAAGGGGGGACUUACUCGAGACGGUAGUUUCUUGAACUUACGGCCCAUACCUUGCCUGUCGUAUUAUGUUCUACCUACGUGAAGGUGUAGGCAUUUUGUUUUCUUUGGUUUUGUUGUGUUGUGACCGCCGUUAGGAAACACAACGUUUUGCCGCGGUAGCUCAAGGAGGCAAGUAAAAAGACAUGGGACGGUUGUAACAGGCCUGACCAAACAAAAACGUAUAUCCCGACGACGCGCAAAACAUAAAACAGAGUCGUUUGGGCAACCCAAGAUAUAGAUCAUGCGAUUUUUUUUUCAUUCUCUUUUCCGUCCCAGAAAAUCCUGCUACCUUCCCAUCAUUCCCAUAGAACUCCAAGAAUACAUAUGGCCAUGCGCCAGCUAUACUUUGCAAAA
Molecule: messenger RNA, 1551 nt
Organism: Pyricularia oryzae 70-15
Lineage: Eukaryota; Fungi; Ascomycota; Sordariomycetes; Magnaporthales; Pyriculariaceae
Product: oxidoreductase
Exons: 2
Coding region: 170-1102 (310 amino acids)
Source: RefSeq, a predicted model, not a curated record